Misgurnus anguillicaudatus (oriental weatherfish) is the source of this 1004-nucleotide messenger RNA. The record is from RefSeq and is a predicted model, not a curated record. NCBI's taxonomy places the organism in Eukaryota, Metazoa, Chordata, Actinopteri, Cypriniformes, Cobitidae.
ACUGUUUCACUCCAGGCGAAAUCAUAAACCUUUGCUAAAAUGUCCAGCCAGGUAAUCACAGCUGACAAUGCUGAAGUUGUCAUCCAAAUAAAUCCACAGGUGGCUCAAGACAGUGCUGAAGAACAAGAUAAGGGUGGAACUUAUCCAAAUUUAGCCAUCCGUGUAUUUCUUAAAGUACAACCAAAGUCAUUGGGGAUUGUGCAGAUUAUGAUUGGAGUGGUGACCUUCUUGGUUGGUAUUGUGCUCACCAUGACAAUCCACUAUUUCAGGAUAAUUGUCAUCACUGGUAUAACUUACUGGGGAUCACUCAUUUACAUUACUGCUGGUUCUCUAUCUGUUGCUGCUGAAAAUAAACUAAAUCCCCGUCUGGUGAAAGCCUCACAUGGAAUAAAUGUCGCCAGUGCAGUAACGGCAGGGAUAGCCAUUAUUCUGACGUCCGUACAACUUUAUGCUAUUCGCUUUAACAGACUUGAGGUUUUACGUGGUGGGAUCGUUGCAAUAUUGCUGGUGUUUUCCAUCCUUCAGUUCAUCAUUUCCAUCUGCAUCUCGACUUUCGCUGACAAAAUCACGAAUGAUAGAAACCCUGUUGGCAUGAAAAAUUCAAUAGCAAUGUUAAGAAUUUUGCAUGCGAUGAUCAAUUAAAUGUUUGUGUUCAAUAGGAGAAGUCAUAUACAUCUGAGAUGGUAUGGGGGUAAAUAAAUUAUGAGAGAAUUUUUAUUUUCCAGUGAACAUUUUUUUAAUGUUACCUCAAAGUAUCUGUAAUAUAGCAAAAAUACAAUCAUAUACAAAACGACAUCAGUAGUAAUACAGCAAAGAUGUAAUGUUCAGACUAUACCUUAAUAUUAUUGAAAACCUAAUUAAACAUCAUAUAUGAUUUCUUAUAAGGAGUUAAAGGUUUUGUUUAGUAGUUAUAAUAUUUUGUAUUUUUCAUUUUUUGACCACAGUUUUAAAUGAACUGGAGUUAUAUAACCUGGACAUGUUUAUUUUGUAUAGCCAACAAUUUA